This is a messenger RNA of Ictidomys tridecemlineatus (thirteen-lined ground squirrel), 3887 nucleotides long. NCBI's taxonomy places the organism in Eukaryota, Metazoa, Chordata, Mammalia, Rodentia, Sciuridae. The record is from RefSeq and is a predicted model, not a curated record.
CUCGGUCUACCCGGUCGGCGCGCGCGGCUCCCGUCACUCGAACGCGCGCGGCGGGAAGAUGGCGGAGUCCGGUGGCAGCGGCGGUGGGGCUGGCGGCGGUGGCGGCUUCGGCGCAGGCCCGGGCCCCGAGCGCCCGAACAGGACAGGAAGAAGAAAGAAAACAUCCAUGUGAGACACCCGCUGCCAGGGACAUGGAGAAGGACAGGAGGGGACGAAGCUGCUUGCUCCCUUCUUUGGUGCACCUUGUACCCCACACCUGGUAGCAGCAAUGAGAUGAGCUGGCCCCAUCUUCUGGACCAGGAUUGUCAUCAGAGCUGAUGCGGCUCAGGCUGCUGGCUGCAGAGACCCUGGCCUGGCCCCUGAUGCCCCCUCUGGAAGGUCCUGCUGGCCACCUGUGCUGUCCCUGCCUUCUGGGUCCCAAGCAGCCCUUCCACUUAUUGGGGAACCCAGAUAUCCUUUGCCCAGGGGAGCUCCUGGCCAGCUCUCUGGUUCCCCAUUUUUCAAUAAAGCUAACAGCAGGGGAGGCAUCUGCCGGGCAGCGUCUCGGUCCUAUAGUGUGUUCCCACACAAACAGCUUUGAGCACAAGCUCAGCCGCUGUGUCGUCUGCACCUCCCUCCUCUCGAGGCUGCAGGUGGCGCCUGUCCCUGGUUACACAUCAGGAGCAGCCUCCUUGCCCACCCGGGGGCCGCCCUUCGCCAGAAGUACUGCUGCGAGCAUUUAGCUUGUUUCUCGUCUCCUGCCCCUAGAUGUGAUGCAGUCUGUCCUGCCCUCCAUGUCGCCAGGUUCUGCAUCCUCAGAUUCAAACAGCUGCAGAUCGACGACCAUUAAAAAAACAAAAAUGUGCAGCAUGGCUGAUAAGAACGGGGCCCUCAAGUGCACCUUCUCGGCGCCCGGCCACAGCACCAGCCUCCUGCAGGGCCUGGCCACCCUCCGUGCCCAGGGCCAGCUCCUGGACGUGGUGUUGACCAUCAACAGAGAGGUCUUUCAUGCGCACAAGGUGGUCCUGGCUGCCUGCAGCGAUUACUUCAGGGCUAUGUUCACGGGAGGCAUGAGGGAGGCCAGCCAGGAUGUCAUUGAGCUGAAAGGCGUGUCUGCCCGCGGCCUGCGGCACAUCAUCGACUUCGCCUACAGCGCUGAGGUGACCCUGGACCUGGACUGCGUACAGGACGUGCUGGGCGCCGCGGUGUUCCUGCAGAUGCUGCCGGUGGUGGAGCUGUGCGAGGAGUUCCUCAAGGCCGCCAUGAGCGUGGAGACCUGCCUCAACAUCGGCCAGAUGGCCACCACCUUCAGCCUGGCCUCACUCAGGGAGUCCGUGGACGCCUUCACCUUCCGCCACUUCCUGCAGAUCGCCGAGGAGGAAGACUUCCUGCGCCUGCCCCUGGAGCGCCUGGUCUUCUUCCUGCAGAGCAACCGGCUGCAGAGCUGCUCCGAGAUCGACCUGUUCCGAGCCGCCGUCCGCUGGCUGCAGCAUGACCCGGCCCGGCGGCCGCGCGCCAGCCACGUGCUGUGCCACAUCCGCUUCCCGCUCAUGCAGUCGUCGGAGCUGGUGGACAGCGUGCAGACGCUGGACAUCAUGGUGGAGGACGUGCUCUGCCGCCAGUACCUGCUGGAGGCCUUCAACUACCAGGUGCUGCCCUUCCGGCAGCACGAGAUGCAGUCUCCACGCACCGCCGUGCGCUCCGACGUCCCCUCCCUGGUCACCUUCGGUGGCACCCCCUACACUGACAGUGACCGGUCCGUCAGCAGCAAGGUGUACCAGCUGCCCGAGCCAGGCGCCCGCCACUUCCGCGAGCUCACGGAGAUGGAGGUGGGCUGCAGCCACACGUGCGUGGCCGUGCUGGACAACUUCGUGUACGUGGCCGGGGGCCAGCACCUGCAAUACCGCAGCGGCGAGGGCGCCGUGGACGCCUGCUACCGCUACGACCCGCACCUGAACCGCUGGCUGCGCCUGCAGGCCAUGCAGGAGAGCCGCAUCCAGUUCCAGCUCAACGUGCUGUGCGGCAUGGUGUACGCCACGGGCGGCCGCAACCGCGCCGGCAGCCUGGCCUCGGUGGAGAGGUACUGCCCCCGGCGCAACGAGUGGGGCUACGCCUGCUCGCUCAAGCGCCGCACCUGGGGCCACGCCGGGGCCUCUUCUGGGGGCCGCCUCUACAUCUCGGGGGGCUACGGCAUCUCGGUGGAGGACAAGAAGGCGCUGCACUGCUACGAUCCCGUGGCCGACCAGUGGGAGUUCAAAGCACCCAUGAGUGAGCCCCGGGUGCUCCACGCCAUGGUGGGCGCUGGUGGCCGCAUCUAUGCCCUUGGUGGCCGCAUGGACCACGUGGAUCGCUGCUUCGAUGUGCUGGCUGUGGAGUACUACGUGCCCGAGACGGACCAGUGGACCAGCGUGACCCCCAUGCGGGCUGGCCAGUCGGAGGCCGGCUGCUGCCUGCUGGAGAGGAAGAUCUAUAUCGUGGGGGGCUACAACUGGCGCCUCAACAACGUGACGGGCAUCGUGCAGGUGUACAACACGGAGACGGACCAGUGGGAGCGGGACCUGCACUUCCCAGAGUCCUUUGCGGGCAUCGCCUGCGCCCCUGUCCUGCUGCCGCGUGCCGGGGGCAGGAGGUAGUUCCUUGGACUCCUGGGAUCCUGGCCCAGCUGCAUGUGGUCUCCCAGCCCGCCUGGCAGGCACAGCUGGGCAGGGAACCUCAGGCACCCCCCAGCGCUGGCCUCCAGGGGCCUGCUGAGCUGAGGGGCUGGGCACCCUCCUGAGGCAGAUCCUGGCUCUGAGUCCAGCCCAGGGGCCCAGCCCCAAAGGCCACCACAUCAUGGCAACAAGCUCAUGCCCCAGGUGGUUCCCUCACCCAGCCUGCAAGUCCUGCUAUGGGGGGCAGCCGGGCUCCUCCUGGUGUCAUUGUGUGGCUCUGCUUCCCUUCCCUCCCGUCCCCAUCCAGCUUUGCCUGCCUGUGGUUCAGAUGCUCAGACGUGAGCCCAUGAACACCGAAUGCCAGGCCCCCGGGAUGCACCUCCCCGCCCUCCUGAGUCGCCCAAAGCCUCCCUAACAUGGGUGCUCUCAGGGCAGGAGAGGCGGCUCCAGAGCCCCUGGGUUGGGCUGACGGAUGGGGAGGGCCUCUCUGCUUCCCCAGAUGUGCUUGCCCAACCCUUUCAGCCUGAGCUGUCGCCAGGCCUCUGCCUGCAUCCCCCUGCCUGUCCUGGGCCCCUGCACCUUAAGGGCCCCUGCUCCUCUGCUUGCAGGAGAAACCACAGCUGACUCCCGGAGGCAGCCCUGAGGGCACUGGGCCCUCCAUUUGGCGCUGAGCAUCACCCAGGGCCUGAACGAGGGUGGCCGGCCAAGAUGCCCCAUCUGCUGCCUUGGCUCUGGGUGGCCAGGCUGUCCCCUCCCAUGGUGGAGAGGACACCAGCCCAGGCUCCAGAGUGCUUCUGCAUCCCGCAGGGCUGUGGACAAUUUUGAUUCCCCUCCCUCAGCCCAGCCCAGCCCUGGUUUUAGGUCAACGCACCACCAAGCCUGAGGCCACCCUUGGGCGGGCGCUGGGGCUGCUCCUUCAAGGGCUUUGCGGUAUCUCUGGCCACAAGAGGUUAGGUGUCUAACCCUCUAAACGUCUUCUUUUUGUUUUGUUUUACUGUUCUUCUUUUUUUUUUUUAGAAGCCAGCACUGCUGUCUUCUAAGUGAGGUUCAUACUCUAGGGACAACUUAAAGUGUCUCUUCUGCUGCUAACAGAGGAUGGAUGUCGAGUUUUGUGACCCGCUCACGGUGUAAAGGAUUAACCUCAUACCUCAGCCGCCGUCCUUCCCUAAUGUCUCCCUUUAUUUAAUAAAAACGUUAUGGUGAAAAGAUGGAGUGCCCGCGCUGAGCCUGUGCAGCUUGGGCCUGAUUGGUCACAGA